Molecule: messenger RNA, 1338 nt
Organism: Diaporthe citri
Lineage: Eukaryota; Fungi; Ascomycota; Sordariomycetes; Diaporthales; Diaporthaceae
Exons: 3
Coding region: 1-1338 (445 amino acids)
Source: RefSeq, a predicted model, not a curated record
AUGGGUUCACAUCCAACAACAGCAACUGACCAGCGGAUCAUCCCGGAUCAGGACGACUGGGAACGAUACAAGAGCGUAAUUGAGGAUCUUUACAUGCGACAAAACCUUAACUUGGCCCAGGUCCGGAACGUGAUGGAAAGCAAUUAUGGAAUCAGAGCAACAUCCAAAAUGUAUAAAUACCGCUUCAAGAAAUGGAACUGGGCGAAGUACAGUUCAAAAGGACACAGAGCAGCUAUCGAGGCUGGCCAGGUUGUCAUCCAGCGCGCUGGAAAGUCACGAACCAAGCCUUCCGAGCUCGACAACUUUAGACUGCAAGCUGCGAGAGAGUUACGGAGGGCGCGUCGGCAAGAGCGUGCCCUCGUCUACCCGCUACUGCACCAAAACGACCAGGCGCGUGAUUUCAACACGAUCCUCCUGAUGACAAAGCAGUUCAUCGUGGGCGAGACUGAAACGAGCAUCGUCUACACUCCGAGCCACCCGACUCUGGACACCACCAGGCGCUUUUCCAGUGGCAGCGGGAGGGAUAUGUAUCAGACGUUUGUGAGCGCUCUGGCAGCCUUCAGCCUUGACGACUUCAUGCUUGGCGGCAGGCUGCUGCGCCGGGCCUUCCGCGCGCUCGACAGCGAGAUAGGCCAUCUCGGACUCAUCCGAUCCGUCGAGUAUUGUUUCAGUAUCCCCUACCUCUUCGUAUCGUACGGGCGCAACGACCUGGCCACGCUGCUGCUCAAGUACAUGGCGCCAAGGCUGCAGAUGAUCCCGAAGAGGCACCCGCUGGCGAUUAUCUGUGGGCCCCUGCUGAGCGUCAUCCAGACCUCGAGGGAGCCCAGCCGGGACUCCCUGGAUCGUGUGCUGCAGCUCGGCGCCGACACAUUUGCCGAGGCGCACUCAGACGACCCCCGCGCCGUGCUUUACUUUCGGGCCAGGUUCUGCGCCAUCGACGCCCAGCCCGCCGAGGAUAUAUUCGUGGACUACCAGGGCCUCGUGGCGGAGUACGCGGCGCGGUUCGGCGGGAUGCACCCCGGGACGCUCAGCACCGAGCGGGAGAUGUUGGAUUUCGGGGCAAGAUACAGGAUUAAGCCGGCAGUGACAAAGGAGCUGUGCGAGCUCGCGAUCUCCAAAAUCGAGGACUACUAUGCAGAACGCAAUCUAGCUACCCAGAGGUGGAGCCAUUCCCACCAGAAGCUCUGGAUGGACCUCGAGUGUCUGCUGACCGAGGUCGUUGCGACGGGUGGCGACCUCCCGCAGGCUAUCAAGAUGUCUCGUGAUAUAUACGACUUUGUGGCCAACACGAGCGGCUGCUUGCCCUCGAAUAGAUGGUGGAGGUCGGCGACGAAAUGA